Molecule: messenger RNA, 3372 nt
Organism: Siniperca chuatsi (mandarin fish)
Lineage: Eukaryota; Metazoa; Chordata; Actinopteri; Centrarchiformes; Sinipercidae
Product: pyroglutamyl-peptidase 1-like
Exons: 5
Coding region: 147-779 (210 amino acids)
Biological process (GO): proteolysis
Cellular component (GO): cytosol
Molecular function (GO): pyroglutamyl-peptidase activity
Source: RefSeq, a predicted model, not a curated record
AGUCAGACUCUCCAGCGAGGAGGACCGGUUUUAUUUGUCUGGCAGAAGGAGCCGUCGGCUGUGGAGGGUAUCGACUCUCUUUACGGUCCUGGUUCAAAAUAAAGACUGAACAAAAAGCAACGGGAUCCUCGGCAACAGGACGGGAGAUGGAUAACAGUAAACGGACUGUGGUCGUUACAGGUUUUGGGCCAUUUGGAGAGCACACGGUCAACGCCAGCUGGGUAGCAGUACAGGAAUUGAAGAAGCUCGGACUGGGCGGUGAAGUGGACUUGCAUGUAUCUGAGGUUCCUGUAGAGUACCAGACAGUCCAGAGUUUGGUUCCUUCAUUAUGGAAGCAGUAUCAUCCACUGUUGGUGGUUCACGUUGGAGUCUCAGGUAUGGCCACCACUGUCACACUGGAGAAGUGUGGCAGAAAUCAUGGCUACAAGGGCCUGGACAACAGCAGCUUCUGUCCUGAUUCACAGUGUUGCAUUGUGGGAGGCCCGGACUGUAUUGACUCAGUUAUUGACAUGGAAUCAGUCUGCAAGAGAGUGACCGCCUCGGGGCUGGGAGUAGCUGUGUCCGUCUCCAAGGACGCGGGAAGGUAUCUCUGUGAUUUCACCUACUACACGUCUCUGUACCUGAGCCACGGUCGCUCUGCCUUCAUUCAUGUGCCUCCUCUCGGAAAGCCUUACAGCGGGGAAGACCUGGGCCGUGCGCUGCAGGCCAUCAUCCGGGAGAUGCUGGAGCUUCUGGACCAGGCUGAGGAGAAAAUUCACUGCCAGCAGCACAUCCACUAAGUGACCUCCAGAUGCCAACCAGCCUCUCCAGCCUUCACCACACAAGAGAAAUUGCACAAAUAGCCAAACUUCUUUUUGUUUUUGUUGUCUUUACUUGGACAAAAUGAAAACUUCAGUGUAUAGGAUCUUUUCAGUGUUUGUUUCUCUUUGUUUUAGGUUUUUGCAUCAUGUUUUGCCUGAUUCUGUUAUGUUUUAAUGUCUCCCAAUGGUGAAAAGAUAAAAUGGGGGUCUCAAGACAACGCUCAGUCACGCUGUAACGUAAGCUUUUGUCCCACUUCUGAGGAACAUAAACAUUCUGACUUUAGAGUUUAAAAUAUGUAAAAAGCUGAAGAAAACACAGAAGCAAAGUGCCGCUCAUGGUUGUUUAUAUGCAGAGGGUCUUUAAUGUGGCAGAUUUUACAACCUAUAACUCCAAAUGUGACUCCUGCACCUUUUUAUAGGGUUAUUGAAAUCACAUUGAAGUCACAUUUGGAGAAACUGUUUAAUGUACUCUACAGAUCUAGUCUACUUUCAUAAUGUUUCAUCCUCAAAUUUUGAAUUUCACUCAGUCACAAUAUGUUUCAGUCAACAGGUGUUUGCAUCUGAAUGUCUAUAAAUGAUUAAUGUACAUGAUACAUUAUGGUUUUAAGUAGAAAUAUUUAGCAGUAAACUGUGUUUGCUAAUUUCUGUUUCCUUUUAACUACCUUCUAACUGUGCCAUUUCACACUUGAUGUUGAAUUGUUUCUUGAGUCCUUUUUCUUUAUAAGAAGUUGUAAAUUUGCCUUCUUUUACAAAGGUUAUUUAAAUCAGGGAACGGGUUGGUUCCAGCUCAUAUUCCCCCACUUUCUUGGCCCAAUUCUGACAGAAAACCCCCAAAUCCACCCCACUGGGAUCUGGCCCCAGACUGUGCAAUGUUAUUUUACAGAUCUCAAGAUGAGGGAUUUAGUUUUAGGUUUGUCAGAGUUCUGUUAUGGCUGCACAGUUAUUAGAGACAUUUUCAGAUUGCAUUAAACAAGAGUUUCCUGUUCUAAAUCUAAAUUGUAUAUCCAUUAAUAUUCUUUUUAAAUAACUGAACGAAUAGUAGAUCUUUUCUCUCUUGUUCAUUUAAUAUAAUGAGUUACUCACUGCACUGGAUUUCUGGGUAGUGAAAUCCUUUUUACUGAUUUGUAUCGUCAGUGUGUAACUUUACAAACUUGCACAACUUUUUUCUUUAAUCUUAAACUGUGUAGAAAACCUGCAAUUUGUAACAUUUCAAGACAGAAUUGCAAAGUUUUUCUUUUUUUCUCACAGUUGUGCAGCUGAAAUUGUUUGAUGAAGUUGGAUUCUCAGUUCAGUCAGAGUUGGGCCUGGAAUUUUAUUUCUGUAGUACUUUCUUUUUUUGUUUUUCAUUUUUACUUAAUCUGGAAUAUGGACAGCAAUUUUAGCUAUGUGAAUACUUGCAUUUUGUAUUUUUAUUUUCAAUCACAUUAACUUGAAAUAUGUAGCUUUCCAGACACACACACAUCCAUUUCUUAACCCCCUCCCCUCAAUAAUUACAAAUAUGUAUGUGAGGUAUGCUUUAUAGGUGAGUCAUGCUUUAUUUUCCUGAGUUUUGGUUUGUUCUGACCUUUUAAACAAACUGUGGCAGAUUCUGUCACUGUAUCUGUGAUGGUGCCACUCCCAGGUGUAAAUGUUCUGUUUUAUGGCUUUUAAAAAAUUGGAUUGUCUUCUGUUUCACUGUGUAGACCAGCGCUGGCGUGUCUGCUGAAUCGUCAGGACAGCCCAUGCCACCUAACACAGCUUCAGUUUGAUCAGUUUUAGUAGAGAUUCUAGCUUUGAUGGUCUGCAUUCUACUUCAGCACCCUGAACACUGUGUUUAGUGUUGCAACAGUAGUGGUCUCAUGGCCUUUCCUUGAGUUUUUACUUACAUUUUUUUUUUUUCACAAGUUGCAAGUUGGUGCCAGUGAGUCUGAGUAAAUUGUCAUUAUUUUUAGCAGUGUGUGUCCAAUUGCUAUUCAGUGUCAUGGUUUGUCCCACAAAGUAGCAUCCUCCAGCACUGAGCUGAACAGAAUUGAACUUCUUCUCAGACCAAGAUUUUAUCUUAGCAUUUGUCAUUCAACUUAGAUCUUGGUUAUGUGGUUUUAAAAUCUCUUAUGGAAUUGUUGAAAUGGUGGGCAGGUUUUAGUUCCGAGUUUGCAGGUGCUGAUAUUUUACUGUGUGGCUUUGUGAGUGCUGAGAAGUGAAAGGGUUGUGGAGGAGCUGCUCACAAAAGUGAAAGCCUCAAGUUUACAUAUGAGGUGACCUCUGACCCUGACUCUUUCCUGUGCCUUGCUGUUGUUUAUGUGUGUUAUGAAAAGGCCUUAAAAAACUCAGCAGGUCAGUUCAAAGAUAUAUUACUGAUGCUGUCCAGUCAGAUGUGUGGCUACCUCAAAAAUACUUUUUUAUCUCUGUGUGUGCCCUGUACAAUAACAUUGUGGCUCUGUGAUUUAUUGUGAGUUUCUCUGUUGAGGGAGAAUCCUCUAAAAGGUGUCUUCUUCUGCUUUUGACAUUAACAAAGCACUCUUACAAUAAGUAAUCUUGGCUUUGUAAAAGGAAAGGCUUUGAAAUAAAGAGAAUUAAAGGAUUACAAAUAAUG